AUGGCUACGGGAUGCUCACCACGCUCGAGACAUUGGAGUUAUCUACUGAUACGAAUCCUAGUGGGGAGCUUUGCAGAUACCGAACUAGCAACCCACGAGCAAGAGGUGGAGGACAAUGUCAAGCCAAGUGGUACUUCAUGUUUGGUUGGGAUGCGACUCCAAUUUUAG
This is a messenger RNA of Arabis nemorensis, 168 nucleotides long. Lineage: Eukaryota; Viridiplantae; Streptophyta; Magnoliopsida; Brassicales; Brassicaceae. The record is from the annotation of a GenBank genome assembly.